This is a messenger RNA of Sorex araneus (European shrew), 4542 nucleotides long. RefSeq names its product SAS-6 centriolar assembly protein (gene SASS6). Lineage: Eukaryota; Metazoa; Chordata; Mammalia; Eulipotyphla; Soricidae. Gene Ontology annotation, cellular component: centrosome; centriole. Gene Ontology annotation, biological process: centriole replication. The transcript has 17 exons. The record is from RefSeq and is a predicted model, not a curated record. The coding region runs from base 93 to 2060 and encodes 655 amino acids.
GAAGCCGGGCGCCAAACUCAAACGGGGCCACCCGCGGCUCGCUUGUCGGCUGCUGCGUCUCCCGGGCACCCCCGCCGGAGCCGCGGCCCAACAUGAGCCAGGUUCUGUUCCAGCAGCCGGUCCCGCUGCUGGUGAAGUGCAAGGAGUGCGAGGAGAGGAGAGUAAGUGUGAGAGUGAGCAUUGAGCUACAGUCAGUUUCCAGUCCAGUUCACAGAAAGGACUUAGUUAUCCGUCUGACUGAUGAUUCAGAUCCAUUUUUUCUGUAUAACUUGGUUAUAUCUGAGGAAGACUUUCAGAGUUUAAAAUUUCAGCAGGGCCUUCUGGUGGACUUCUUAGCUUUCCCACAGAAAUUUAUUGAUCUGCUUCAGCAGUGUACUCAAGAAUACGCCAAAGAAAUUCCAAGGUUUUUGCUACAGUUGGUGUCUCCAUCGGCAAUUUUGGAUAACUCGCCUGCCUUUUUAAAUGUGGUAGAGACAAAUCCUUUUAAGCAUCUCACACACCUCUCAUUGAAACUUUUACCUGGAAACGACGUGGAAAUAAAGAAAUUUCUAGCAGGCUGUUUAAAAUGUAGCAAGGAGGAAAAAUUAUCAUUGACGCAAUCACUUGAUGAUGUUACUAGGCAACUGAACUUCACACAAAAGACAUUGACAGAAAAAAUUCAAGAAUUAGAUAAAUUACGGAACGAAUGGGCAUCACAUACAGCCGCAUUGUCAAAUAAGCAUUCUCAAGAACUGACAAAUGAGAGAGAAAAAGCCUUGCAGGCACAGGUUCAGUACCAACAACAGCAUGAACAACAGAAAAAAGAUUUAGAAGCCCUCCAUCAACGGAAUGUCCAGCAGCUACAGAACAGGCUGUCUGAGCUAGAGACGGCUAAUAAAGACCUAACUGAAAGGAAAUACAAAGGAGACUCCUCCAUCAGAGAACUCAAAGCAAAAUUGUCUAGUGUGGAAGAGGAACUCCAGCGGACCAAGCAGGAAGUCCUCUCUCUGAGAAGAGAGAAUUCGGCACUGGAUGCUGAAUGCCACGAAAAGGAGAAACAUAUUAAUCAGCUACAAACAAAAGUGGCCGUUUUGGAACAGGAAAUCAAGGAUAAGGAUCAGCUUGUGUUAAGAACAAAAGAAGCAUUUGAUACAAUUCAGGAACAAAAGGUGGUUUUAGAAGAAAAUGGUGAGAAAAAUCAGAUGCAACUAGGAAAACUUGAAGCUACAAUAAAAUCAUUAUCAGCAGAACUUCUUAAGGCAAAUGAAAUUAUCAAGAAGUUACAAGGGGAUAUGAAAAGUUUAGUGGGUAAGUUGAAACUGAAAAAUACAGUUACUAUUCAACAAGAGAAACUCUUGGCUGAGAAGGAAGAAAAGUUGCAAAAGGAGCAGAAAGAAUUACAAGAUGUUGGACAGUCUCUUCGACUUAAAGAGCAAGAGGUAUGCAAAUUACAAGAGCAAUUAGAAGCUACAGUUGAAAAACUUGAAGAGAGCAAACAGCUUCUAAAAAAUAAUGAAAAGUUGAUCACCUGGUUAAAUAAAGAGCUGAAUGAAAAUCAGCUAGUGAGAAAGCAAGAUGUUCUAGGAGCCGCCCCCACUCCAUCUCUGCAUCCUGCUGGCAACACAAUCAGAAGCGGAAUUUCGCCUAACCCCAAUAUGGUUGAUGGUCGACUCGCUUACCCGGCUUGUGGGAUAGGCUAUCCUGUCUCCUCGGCAUUUGCAUUCCAGAACACCUUUCCUCGCCCGGUAGUGGCCAGGAAUGCCAUCCACCCGGCUUCCGGACCAAAGGUCCAGUUUAACUUGCAGUUUGCAAACCCAAAUGCAUCUCCAGAGGCCCAGCCGGGAGCAGCUCCUGGUGUGCCUGGCCCCGCUGACAAGGAAAAUGGUGAAAGUUCAGGGCUGGAAUCUAAGUAUCUGAAGAAGAGGGAAGAUAGCAUUCCUUUACGGGGGCUCAGCCAAAAUCUGUUUGGUAAUCCAGAGCGCCCCAAAGACAGCAGCCUGGCAGCACUGCAGCCUGCCAAGCCGGCGGGGUUUCCCUCCCCGGCGUCCGCCUACUUUCCCGCCCAGCCACCCAGCAGCUGAUGGAGCGUCGUCCUUCCUCAGAGAAAUUCAGCUGCUUUCUGAACACAUGAACUUGAUGAAAUUUGAAACAAGCAUCUUCCCAUGUUUACUGGAACUGCCAGACUAGGCACUGGCUCCUUCAGAAUGCUUCAUUUAUGGCAGAAGCUUCGAAAGGUAAAGUCGUACUUGGAGAUGGGUGCGGAUUCCCAGUAGACGACACAUUUAAUUUGUGAGCUUAGAAUGUCUUACGGACUGGUACAAAUGUCACUAAACUAAUCCUUAGACAUUCUUAAAACCUUUAAGGAAAGAGUCUUUUCCUUGAAGGGACUGUCUAAUCAGACUAGCCGGGUAAAUUAAAACUUGCAUAGAAGAAAUCUGAAGCCAAAGAAUGCUAUUUUCAUUAGUAAAAUAAAAAUUAUCUUUUCAGGGAACUAUAUUUUUGUUUACUGUAAAGGGUACUUACUGAAAUUACUGAAAAUGAAUUUUUAUACCAAGUAUUGCCCUUAAAACUGUCAACUAGGGGCCGAGCGGCAGUAUAGCGAAUAGGGUGUUGCCUUGUGUGCAGCUGACCCAGAUUCAGUCCUCAACAUCCCACACGGUCCCCAAGCACUGCCAGGACUAAUUCCUGAGUGCAGAGCCAGGAGCAACACCAGAGCAGUCAUGCCGGAUGUGACCCCAAAGCCAAAAAGCAAACCAAACAAAACCCUUCAGCUAUUAAUUUUGAUGAAAUUCUAGUAACUGUUUUGCAGUACAUAUGACUAGGUGUAUAACUUGAUUUAGCUAUUUAACUCAGUAAGCUUAGUUACAAAGAUUUUAAAGCUUCCUGACAGUCUACACAUCCAAACUUGUGUUUUUCAGAGAACUUUAUUUAUAUGUAUUUUAAAGACAUUUUUGCACCAUGAUUGACACUUAUUCGUGACUGAGUUUUGGGCAUACAAUACUCCAACACGAUUCCUUCUCCAGGGUCUCACACCUCCGGCCCCCAGCUGGCCUCUGUGCUCUGUGCUCUUUCCCUUGCCUUGGGCGCGCUGUGGGGCUGUUCCCUACCCCUCUCAGCACCGCCUGCGGCUUCUCCCUUCCCCUUUGCUGCAUACACACCCAAUUUUUCUUUCAUGGGCAUUCAUUAAUUUGCUAUGCAACUAAAUCUGAAUAUAUGGAACUUGAAGAAUCCAUGCUACCAAAAUCUUUUCUCUAAGAACGUAACAUUCAUUGCGUUUUUUAUGUUGAGUGGCUUUGGCUUUGUUUAGGGCAUCACACUUGGUACUGAAGGGCUGUGCCCCGAUCGGUGUCCUCCUGGAGGUGCGCAAGACAAAGGGCCGUAACCCUGUGGCAUCCCUCCGGCCCAACACACGAGUUUUAAUCACUAAAGGCCCUACUUCUUGUUGACAGCUACUGGUGAUUUAAGAAAUCCCUAAAUCAAUUUUGUUUUUGCAUACAUUACUAGUUAGUGCUCAUGGUAUUUAAAUAAUUAUUUUCAAGGAUCUUAUUAAAACAGGAAAGUAUUUCAAGUGACAUUCCUGUUACUAAGUUCCCUGUGAGACAAGGAAUCGUGAUUAAAAUUUUAAGUUUUGACAUCGCAUCAUAAUAUAUGGAAACUAUUGGUAAUUAAUUGCAAGUGGACUUAAACUGAAAAGUUAGGAACCAGGAUUAGGCACUGACUCUUUUUUUCCUCACUGAAAUGUAUUACAUUAGUAAGGAUACUUGGUUACAGGAAGGUGAAGGCACUCUGUUCUGGAAAGACACCUGGAAUCCGCUUUCUUUAAAGACCUGUAAUAUACAGGAGCACAGGAUUUGGAGGAGACAGCUAACCUGCAGUACUUCUCUCCUCCUUUAGAGAACCCCUUUAGGGGCCGGGCAGUGCAUGAGCAGUUCAGAUGCUUGCCGUGCACCAGGCCCGUCACCAGCACAUGUGCUUGCCGCAGCGUGCCCGGCGCAAGGGCCCAGCACCUCGGGUGCAGUCCCUCUGCACGGUUUCCCUUCCAUUCCACACCCACACACGGAUAACUGGGACAUCCCAGAAGAUGGGAUGGAGAUAAUUUUUAUAAAACUGCUAGGCUGUUUUUUGUAUUAAAUGUGUGUAUAUAUAUGCAUAUAUACUCAAGUGUGCUAAUUCUUUGCUCUACCUCUUAAACUUAUUUGAAAUUGUUUUGCAGUGUAAAAUUGUACAUGUGUUAAUAAUCAGAAUGUUGCACUUAAUGUAUUUUGUAAACUGUGAGCUUUAAUAUUAAUAAAAUAUUAAUAUUUGGAAAAUACGACACGUAAAAAGUAUAUAAAACAUAAUACUAAUCAACAGUUUUUCUUUUCUGCCUAAAACUGUUUCAGUUAAUUUGGGAACUAAGUUGGGUUUUUUUUUUCCUUCCCUUUGUCUUCCUAUUUUUCAGCUGGGGGAGAAAUGGUGAGGGAAUGAAAAUGGACUCACAGGGAGAAAACAUCAAGCUUUGACUGUUACUGUCAAAUUAUUAGGUAACAAACAAAGCCAGAGUCAGCCCUAGAGGUACUCACA